Molecule: messenger RNA, 309 nt
Organism: Hansenula ciferrii
Lineage: Eukaryota; Fungi; Ascomycota; Saccharomycetes; Phaffomycetales; Wickerhamomycetaceae
Gene: HSP10
Product: Hsp10p
Exons: 2
Coding region: 1-309 (102 amino acids)
Cellular component (GO): mitochondrial matrix
Molecular function (GO): protein-folding chaperone binding; ATP binding; metal ion binding
Source: RefSeq, a predicted model, not a curated record
AUGGUGACUAAAUCAAUUGUCCCUUUAUUAGACCGUGUCUUAGUUCAACGUGUUAAAGCUGAAGCUAAAACUGCUUCAGGUAUUUUAUUACCAGAAAAAAAUGUUGAAAAAUUAAACCAAGCUAAAGUUUUAGCUGUCGGUCCAGGUUUCACCGAUCCAAAUGGUCAAAAAGUUGUUCCAAGUGUUGCUGAAGGUGAUUUUGUUUUAAUUCCUCCAUUUGGUGGUUCUCCAAUUAAAGUUGGUGAAGAUGAAUUUAUCUUAUUCAGAGAUUCAGAAAUCUUAGCUAAAAUUAGAGAAGAAGCUAAUUAA